CAUGCUCAUUCUGAAAACUGUAACGUAAAUGUUGCUUGGAGGAAGAGAAAUACUUUGGUCUACGCACAGCACUUACAGCAUCCUUCCCUUCUGAUGCUAGACUUGGGUUUAUAAAGUGCAUCUUCUCAGAUGUGUAGAUUUGUUGAAGUAAAAUACUAAUAGAAAACUGAAUAACUUAUUCCACACUUCUAAAGUGCCUUCCUGACUUCUAGUGCUUGGCUAUUUAAAGAAAUUAUGAACUGUCUCUUCCUUACAUUCCUUAUCCAGGCAGGAUGGUCACAUGUCACUGGGUAUAACAUUGAUGUUCUGGACCCAACCUUUUUUCAGAAAUCUGGAGUCUCAUUUGGUUACAAGGUGGCUCAGUUUGGAACUGGAAGUGAUAAAAUGAUCAUUGUUACCGCUCCCCAAGAAGGUAGAGGAAUAAAUGAAACUGGGAGUGUUUAUAAGUGCAAUUACACAAAACAGAGCUGUGAAGCUUUAGACCUUCAAGCACCAGAAAAUGCGGUGAACUCUUCCAUCGGCCUUACAUUGGCUUCACAGCAGUCACUAGAGCCUCGGCUCCUGGUAUGUGGGCCAACCGUGUCCUAUUCAUGUGUUACAAGUGCGUAUUUCACUGGAAUGUGCUACUUGCUUGAUCACAAACUGCACCAGGUACAACAGAUACCUAAAACACUGCAAGAAUGCCCAAAGGCCCCCACGGACAUUGCAGUAUUGUUUGAUGGCUCAGACAGCAUCAGUGCAAGUGAUUUUAUAAAAAUGAAAACAUUCUUGAAGGACAUGAUUCAACUUUUCAAAGAAAAAGAUGUCCGGUUUGCAGUAAUACAGUAUUCAGACGGAUGGGAACUUCAUUUUAAUUUCAGUAUGUAUAUCACGCUACAAAAUGUGAAUCACUCAUUGGAUAAUAUAACUCAGUUAAAAAGUGGCACUCGUACAACUCUUGCAAUGGAAUAUGUGAUAGACAAUGUCUUCACUGAAACAAAUGGAAACCGUCCUCAAGCAAGUAAAGUCCUGGUUGUAGUCACUGAUGGUGAAAAUAUUGGGGCUAAGCCUACAUUUGCUGAAGUAGCUAAAAAAGCUAACAACAAAAACAUCACACGAUAUGCAAUUGGGGUUGGAAAUAUCUUCAAUACAUCUAAUGCAGGAGAAGAACUGAAAAACAUUUCUUCACAUCCCGGUAACGUAUUAAAAGUGAACAGUUUUGAAGGACUUGAAAAUAUCCAGCAAAAACUUCAAAAUAAUAUUGUUGCAAUUGAAGGCUCUCAAGAAUUGCAGAACGUUACAUCAUUUCAAACUGAAAUGAGUCAAGAAGGUUUCAGUGCCAUUUUAGCUCCUGAUGCAACUGUACUAGGAGCUGUUGGAGCAUAUCAGUGGUCAGGUGGAAUUUUUGAAUACCAAGGAGACAAGCACAGCGUUUUCAUUAAUGCCUCAUCCACGUACACAAAUAUGACGGAUUCUUAUCUUGGUUAUGCUGUUAAGUGGCUAAAACAUGACAGUGCAACAAUGUAUGCUGUUGGAGCACCACGGUAUCUUCACAUAGGGAAAGUGGUUGUAUUCAGCAGAGUUAAAGAUGGAGCAGGCUGGCAAAUUUCUAAAGAAAUAUCAGGAGAUCAGAUCGGAUCAUACUUUGGUGCAGAGUUGUGCGCAGUAGAUUUGGACGGUGACACAAAUACAGACCUCUUACUGAUUGGUGCUCCACAUUACAUCAGGGAGAGACAUGGUGGACUUGUGAAGGUGUGCCAUGUACUAAGCCAGGAAGCAUUUUCUUGUGAUGGAGAGCUACAGGGAAAAGCAGGCGAUCCUUUUGGUCGGUUUGGUGCUUCAAUAACAGACAUUAUGGACAUUAACGGUGACAACAUUGCAGAUGUUGUAGUUGGGGCCCCACUGGAGAACAACCACCAUGGCAGCAUUUACCUGUUUCAUGGACAAAAAGAUGGAAUCAAUUCAGAAUACAGUCAGCAUAUAAAAGGAGCACAGAUUUCCAGUACCUUAAAGUACUUCGGGCAGUCUGUCCAUGGUAUCAUGGAUCUGACCGAUGACAAUUUAACGGAUAUUGCUGUUGGAGCACUUGGACGUGCAGUGCUGUUAAGGUCUGUCCCCAUAAUCAAAAUCAGUGCAUCCCUGAAAUUCGACCCAGAGGAAGUUUUAUCAACGCAGUUUGAAUGUUCCAGUUUGUUCUCUCAACAAAAUGUGGCCAGCACAGCUAAAGUAUGCUUUAAUGCUACAAUGGUUACCAAGAAUGCUGUAGGUGGACUGCCCGUCAAUAUUUCCUUCAGGCUAUAUUUAACAAGAUCAGCAGUGUUUCAGGCACAGCAGCCAGAAAUAAAUAAAACAAUCUCUGUAGACAGAACAUACAUAUGUGAAGACCAUGAAAUAUACUUUAAGACUUGUCUGAAGGACUUUUCUAGUGCAGUAAAGCUCAGAAUGAACUUUUCUCUGGCAGCAGUAGCAUCCGGCAACACCCUCAAGCCUGUUCUUCAUGAAAAGUGCCAAACAAACUACUCUGCUUUGAUUUAA
Messenger RNA from Protopterus annectens (West African lungfish), 2514 nucleotides. Its product is annotated as integrin alpha-X-like. The record is from RefSeq and is a predicted model, not a curated record. Gene Ontology annotation, cellular component: external side of plasma membrane; integrin complex. The coding region runs from base 235 to 2514 and encodes 759 amino acids. Gene Ontology annotation, biological process: cell-cell adhesion; cell-matrix adhesion; cell adhesion mediated by integrin. The transcript is spliced from 19 exons. Lineage: Eukaryota; Metazoa; Chordata; Ceratodontiformes; Protopteridae. Gene Ontology annotation, molecular function: integrin binding.